Spinacia oleracea (spinach) is the source of this 1398-nucleotide messenger RNA. RefSeq names its product protein FAR1-RELATED SEQUENCE 5-like. The coding region runs from base 1 to 1398 and encodes 465 amino acids. The transcript is spliced from 2 exons. Lineage: Eukaryota; Viridiplantae; Streptophyta; Magnoliopsida; Caryophyllales; Amaranthaceae. Gene Ontology annotation, biological process: regulation of DNA-templated transcription. The record is from RefSeq and is a predicted model, not a curated record.
AUGGCAAAUGCGAUAUCAAUUGUUUUCCCGAAGGCAGUACAUAGGUUGUGUUUGUGGCAUUUGAUGAGGAAUGUAAAAGGACAUAACUCAAAAAUGUUAUGCAGUGGUUUCAUGAAAUGUGUUGACGGAUGUCGUACGCCCACCGAGUUUGAGCAGGCUUGGAAGGAGCUAAUUACCACGUACGAUUAUGAGAAAGAAGUUUGGGCAACGGGACUCUACAAUGACAAGGAAAAAUGGGCGGAAUGUUUCAUGCAUGGUCAUUUCUUCGAAGGUAUGAGAAGUACACAACGGUGUGAAUCAGUGAACAACUCAACUAACACAGUUUUUAAUCAAAAAAUGAUGUUGUAUAAAUUUGUAGAAUUGUAUGAUCAAGUGUUGAAAGAUAUAAGGUUCACAGAAUCUGGCCUUGACUACCAAACAAAGCAUACAACUCCGAUUAUCAAAGGGGUCCUUUCAUGUGUGAAAACACAUGCUGCAACAGUGUACACAAGAAACUCGUACGAUAUGUUAUGCAAAGAGAUGAACUACGAGUCAUCGCAUAUUUUUGUGAAGUUUAAGCAGGAUAAGACACAUUUGGAUGGGGUAACUAAUAUUUAUUGCUUGAGUCAUACUGGGUAUGGGACAGCACAGUACAUUGUAAUACACAUUGCUAAGAUCCACAAGAUGUAUUGUUGCUACAUGAAGUUGGAAUCUGUGGGCAUACCCUGUCGCCACAUGUUUGUUGUAAUGAAGUAUGGACGCAUGACCGAGAUACCAAGGGGUUGUAUUCUUCAAAGAUGGACGAAAUAUGCCAAGGCAUGCCUGUCUUAUGGUCACACACUGGACGCAUUUAAAGAGCAGACUGAUACUGCGUUCGUUGGUCGGUUUGCCUAUUUAAAUGGGUUGAGCAUACAAAUCUGUAGGUUGGCAGCUAGAUCUUACAACGGGUCACUAUGGUUAAAGAAUUUUUUGUCAAAGGUAUUGAUUUCUAUGGAAACCCAUGAUGAGAAAGUCGAGGGAAUCCCAAAGAAAGCGACAUUGGUCGGAAUCGGUGAUCCAAAAGUUUUGCAAGCCGGCAGGGGACUAAAAAAGAAAGCCACAAAACUAGAAGAGAAAUCCAACAGUCUUGAUAAGCCGAAGUCCAUUGACCUCAACCAGUCACCACUGACUACUCCGGCUAACACCUCUAACAUUGGCCUCUGUGAGCCAUCUUUCCUUUUGGGGGAUUUAAUGCCAGGAACAUAUACCAGUGGUGAGGCUUCUGAAGUCGUCGAUAGCUACGAAGUUACCCAAUACAAAAAGAACCCACUGUUUUUGAUUGGGGCCCAAGACAUCAUUGGUAGUUACAACUUUGUUUGUUGCACAUUUUCUCAUUUGAGCACCUAUAAAAGUCAAAUGAGCAAAUGGGAAAUAAGAUAA